Messenger RNA from Caenorhabditis bovis, 1101 nucleotides. Lineage: Eukaryota; Metazoa; Nematoda; Chromadorea; Rhabditida; Rhabditidae. The record is from the annotation of a GenBank genome assembly.
AUGUCUGUGAUCUCGACCAUCCAGAAAAUUCUCCCCUUCACAAUCAUCGAAAGCUUGAUCGAUUUGACUAAUUGGACGGUUACUCCAUUCUUCUUGCUGUUGUGCCUUUAUUUUGCAAUUGACAAGCUCAUUCACGCCAAUCCAAUUUACUGUGAUCUCGAGGGUCUGGUAAAUGUUUUCUUCUGCUACUAUCCAAAAAUAGUUCCUCACCAAUAUCUCACCGAGUAUGACAUUGACAAGAAGCGCUUAUAUUGGGUGCCGAUGUUCAUUGCAAUUCAAAUUGUUUUCAUUAUCACGCCGAGAGUCUGUUGGCAAAUUGCUCAGCGGUAUCUUCCUCUUUCACCGAAAAAGUUUUGCUCGGACGCCAGAAAAGCUAAGUCUCUUCCCGAUGACGAAAAUACGACAAAAAUUGAGGAAAUGGCCAAUCAAUUUGUGGAUUGUCUGCAUUCUCAAAAACCUAAAAACCGAAACAGCUUGAUCAUUGCCUAUUUUCUGUUCAAAAUGUCGAAUCUUCUCAUGGCCUUCUUUCAAUUCUUCGUUGUUGCCUUUAUGCUCUCCACUGAAUAUAACAUAAUGGAUAGUGUUGAAAGUGUCAUCAAUUUGGUGUCACCAGUGCAAAUGAAUCACACAUUGCUUCACUUGCGCAGUAUCAGAUGUCGUUUUCAAAUUCCGGGAACUAUGCAGCCAGCCAUUCGUCCGAUCUAUUGCUUUCUAGCGAUAAACAAUUUCGAUGACUCAAUUUUCAAAUUGAUUUUGGUUUGGCUGAUUUUCGAUAUUUUCUUCACACUCUGCGACCUUAGCUGUGCAACAUUGCAUAUUGGUAAUCAUUACAACAUGGAGGUGUAUGUCAGAUCGUUCGACAGUGAAGUUAGCUCAGAGAAGAUCACCGAAUUUAAAAAUUACCUGCGCGCUGAUGGUCUUCAGCUUUUGUCCUUCGUGAUCGAUCAGGAUGAAACGGUGGCAUCGCAAUUGACAAUUGCAGUUUUCAAGAUAUUUCUUAAUGAAAAUUAUCAGUUGGAGACAGCAAAGCCACGUGGAGAAGUCGUUACUUUCGAAAACGGAGAACAUGUCGAAAUGGGUGAAAUUGAAAUGCUCAUUUGA